AUGCUGUGUUCAACCAUCCGCGGAUACAGGACUGGCGAUAACUACAUCGAAGAUUUCAAUUCGUCGCAACCGUUGCCGUAUACCGCACAAGUUGGCUCGUUGGCUGCCGGAGUGGAGGCUGGUAUAUUCAUGUCACAACCACUACGCACAGACGACAUGCUUCUGAGCCAG
Molecule: messenger RNA, 171 nt
Organism: Sphaeroforma arctica JP610
Lineage: Eukaryota; Ichthyosporea; Ichthyophonida
Exons: 1
Source: RefSeq, a predicted model, not a curated record